This is a messenger RNA of Vigna radiata var. radiata (mung bean), 891 nucleotides long. RefSeq lists its product as uncharacterized. The record is from RefSeq and is a predicted model, not a curated record. The transcript has a single exon. Lineage: Eukaryota; Viridiplantae; Streptophyta; Magnoliopsida; Fabales; Fabaceae. The coding region runs from base 1 to 891 and encodes 296 amino acids.
AUGGAGGUGAAAGUACAGUUGCCCGCUAUCACUGCUCUUGCUCAGUAUUAUGACUCUUCGUUCAGAUGCUUCACUUUUCAAGAUUUUCAGUUGGCACCAACCAUAGAAGAAUUUGAAUACAUCUUGGGCUUGCCAUUAGAGGGUAGCAAACCGUAUCAGCACUUGGAGCAUCAUGCCUCUGUUUCUAUCAUUGCUGCCAUAAUGAAACUACAGCCCAAUGAAUUGGAGAACCGGUUGAUAACAAGACAUCAAAUGCGUGGGUUGGCUCAAGGAUAUCUGGAACAAUAUCUGCAACAUCUGGCUGAUAAGGAGGAGUGGGAGACCUUUAUGGAUGUGUUAGCUCUCACCGUGUACGACAUUAUUUUAUUCCCUAAAAUAGAAGACUUUGUGGAUUAUACUGCAAUAGAUGUCUUUGUGGCCAGAAAAACAAGGUCGGAAAACCCUGUGACGGCAAUUCUUGCUGAUGUUUAUGGAACCUUGAGUUUCUGUCAUGAAAGGAAGGGAAAGAAGAUUCUUUGUUGUUUACCGGCGUUAUAUGCAUGGAUGAGUGCACGAGUAUUUAAGGGGGUAGUCGAUGUUGGAAGUUCAUCUGAGAAUCUACAUCAAGGAGGUAAUGAGUGGGCUUUUUUCUUUGCUGGUUUGAGAGAAGGAAAUGUAAAGUGGCACCUUCCUUGGCUUGGAAUUAAACCCUCUAUCCAGUAUUGUGGUGGCUUUCCCAAUGUACCUCUUAUACGUGCCCGAUAUUGUAUCAAUUACAAUCCUAUUUUGGUGCAAAGACAAUUCGGGCAUCCUAUGAAGGGGGCACCUUCAUCGGAUUUUCUUACUACUUUUUUCAUUUAUUAUGAAGAUGGGCAUUUCAUCGAAGUAUUGAGAAAAGUUAGGAGUGCUUAG